Fusarium falciforme is the source of this 585-nucleotide messenger RNA. RefSeq names its product CMD domain-containing protein. Gene Ontology annotation, molecular function: peroxiredoxin activity. The record is from RefSeq and is a predicted model, not a curated record. The transcript is spliced from 2 exons. Lineage: Eukaryota; Fungi; Ascomycota; Sordariomycetes; Hypocreales; Nectriaceae. Bases 1 to 585 code for a protein of 194 amino acids.
AUGCGCCUCAAGUACACAGCAGACCCUCCAACCUUCUCCGACCCUACGGACCAAGCUUUUCUGGAGAAGCUACAAGCACAAGUCGGCAAGCGCGGUCUUGGGCCUCUUUUCCGCACCUUGCUCAUCUCCCCGACCUUCGCCCGUGGCUUUUUGAGCUUCUUUACUGCUCUCCGAUCCCAGUCCACGCUGCCUGCGGAUGUGGUGGAGUUGGCAAUGUCUCGUGUUGGGGUCUUGACGGGCGCCGCUGUCGAGUGGAAUGCGCAUGCCCCCAUGCUCAAGAAGGCAGGGGUUAGCGAAGAAGGGAUCGAGACGGUCAGGACAGCGGCUCCAGGACAAAAGGGCUCUGGUGGGGAGGGCGGGUUGAGUACCCGACUAUGGGAUCUCAUGCGCUAUGUCGAUGCAGUAACGAAGGACAUCAACGUCAGCGAUGAAGUCUUUGAGGCCAUGAGAAAGCAUCUGGAUAAUGACAGACAGGUCUUUGAGUUCACAAUGAUCAUCAGUGGCUACAACGCCUCCUCACGCUUUUUUGUUGCCUUGGAUGUGGCAGAAAUGAAGGACGCUAAAAUAACCAAAGCCAAGCUGUAA